Molecule: messenger RNA, 1661 nt
Organism: Bombus terrestris (buff-tailed bumblebee)
Lineage: Eukaryota; Metazoa; Arthropoda; Insecta; Hymenoptera; Apidae
Gene: Adk2
Product: adenosine kinase 1
Exons: 5
Coding region: 456-1592 (378 amino acids)
Biological process (GO): purine ribonucleoside salvage
Cellular component (GO): cytosol; nucleus
Molecular function (GO): adenosine kinase activity
Source: RefSeq, a predicted model, not a curated record
AAUGUGUACAUGAAACGUACUAUCAGGAUAUAAAAUGAAACAAAAAAUUAUUCUUUUUCUGAAUUUAAUAAAGUAUAAUACAUGCGUAUUAGUUGAGAAUUUAAGAAAAAGAUAGUAUAUAUGAUCUGUAUAUAAAUAAUUCUAUGAAAUUGUUUUCUUAAAUGCUAAUUACGUUUUGAACAUAAAAAUAUAAAUAUUAAUACGAUAAACUUGUAACAUGUAAAUAUUAUAUAUAAUAUAUACCUUUUUUUUAAAAAGAUAUUGCAUAUAUUAAAGAUAACACAGUCGUUUCAAAUUUUCUUUCCCCUAUGAAUUGCCCAACAUAAUAAACUAACAAGUAAUAAUAUAUUAUAUGCGCCGAUGGAAAAGUAAUAAUAUGUUGCAUUAAGCAAGCGUUAUGUAAGUUUAUUCAAGUGAUAAUAAUAGCGUAUCAUAUUUGUAUAUCUUUAAUAAUAAUGUAUUAUAACAUUUGCAAAAAGAAUUAUGGUACAUUUGAUAUUAGUAAUAUAGAAAUAUUAAUAUCAUAUAUAAAUUUUCAUCAGUCGCUAUUCAGUGCAAUAAAAAUGUUGAGGGAGGGCCUCCUAUUAGGCGUGGGUAAUCCUCUUCUUGAUAUUUCAGCGAUUGUAGAUAGGAAUUUUUUGGAAAAAUAUGAUUUAAAAUCGAACGAUGCAAUUCUUGCUGAAGAAAAACACAAGCCAAUGUAUGAUGAAUUAGUUGAAUUGUAUAACGCAGAUUUUAUUGCCGGUGGUUCUGUACAAAAUACUAUGCGAGUAGCACAAUGGUUCCUGGAGAAACCACGAGUUGCAACUUACAUGGGUUGCGUUGGAAUAGAUAAGUAUUCCAAAAUUUUGGAGGAUAAGGCACGUGCAGAUGGCUUAAAUGUUCGUUAUCAAUAUACAAAGAAAGAACCUACUGGUACCUGUGCUGUUCUUAUUACUGGCAAUGAACGUUCCUUAUGCGCCAAUUUGGCUGCAGCCACUUGUUUCUCACCUUCCCAUAUAGAGGAAUCUGAAAAUAAAAGAAUUAUAGAAAUGGCAGAAUACAUUUAUAUUUCUGGCUUUUUCUUAACUGUUAGCCCAGAAACAACCCUGAUGAUUGCUCAACAUGCUUUAGAAAAAAAUAAAAUGUUCAUAAUGAAUCUGAGUGCACCAUUUUUAUGCGAAUAUUAUAAAAAACCAAUGUUGGAGGCUCUUCCUUAUGUAGAUAUUUUAUUUGGUAAUGAGGCGGAAGCUGAUACAUUUGCAAAAGCAAAUGAUUUUAAAACUACGGAUAGGAAAGAAAUUGCAUUGAAAUUGUCACAAAUGGAAAAACUGAAUAAGAAAAGACAAAGAAUUGUUAUAAUAACACAAGGUCCUGAUAAUAUAUUAGUAGUUAAAGAUAACACUAUAAUUGAGAUUCCUGCUACAAGACUUCCGAAUGAUAAGGUUGUGGAUACUAAUGGAGCUGGUGAUGCAUUUGUAGGAGGUUUUUUGGCUCAACUUGUGCAAGGUAAAAGCAUAGAAGUUUGUAUAAAAUGUGGAAUUUGGGCUGCAACUCAAAUUGUACAAAGAUCUGGAUGUACUUACGAGGGGAAACCUGAUUUUACUCCUUAAUCACACUUAAAUCAGUUAGUAAUUGUAAAUUCUGUACUUAAUAAAUGAUUUAACAACUUUUUACCUCAA